Messenger RNA from Owenia fusiformis, 5232 nucleotides. The record is from the annotation of a GenBank genome assembly. Lineage: Eukaryota; Metazoa; Annelida; Polychaeta; Sabellida; Oweniidae.
UACACACUUAAGUUUACUGUGUGUGGGGCAACUUAAUUGGCCUUACAUCAGAUCUGUCUCUGAACAAUUCAUGUACAAAGUCAGCACGAGGACAAAACACGUCCACUAAAUGUUUUACUAGUGUUGUCUGAAUCGUGGAUGAAUUUAAGCUGCUCAAACUUCACUUGCGCUGAAACACAAAUGAAUAUAAGAUGCACUUAGAGUUGGCAUCAGAGCCGAUGAUAUAUUCUGAUGACAGCAUGGGAUCAUAUCAUUCAUAACAUUUUUAAAGACACGUGGAGAGGUAUCAAUAGAUAAGAAUACAGUUUUAACUAAACGCAAAAUAGUCUAGCUGUACUGAAGUCUUGAAGUUCAUAGAGUAGAAAUGAAGUGAUAUAAUGAAACAAUAACACUACUUUACUCGGAUUACGUAAUGUAGGAAUUCAGUAUAUUGUUUAUAGAUUUCAAGUUCAUGUUGCUGAUAAAAGAAGCGAAAAUAUUUGGCUGAUUGCAAAGUGGUAAUAAAUUUUUUUUGAAGUAUCAGCCUCACCCAAUUAAUACAAGAAGCAGAAUUUUUUUAUUAUCAGAGAACGGGCUGUGGAAUAUGAUUUGAUCAAGUACUUACUGUUUAUUUAAACGAGCAGGAGAUAACCAAAGUGAAUGUUAAAUCAGGUGAAAUCGGCACCUUUCCGAACCUGACUCCCAUCCAGCAGUUGGAAUCCUUCUCUAUAACAGAACAGUGGAGUAUCAGAUAAAGAAAAGAUUUAACAGGCACAUAAAAACAUAACCAUUUGAGACACAUAUUUCGAGGAAUAUAGACAUUUCAACAGAGUUAGAGGUUUUCAGCUGCUAUCUGAGACACUUUCAACAAAUAAACUUGUUCAUCUUCAAGACACUUUCAAUAAUCAACUCUCACAUCAUCACAAGCAAAUAUACUGUUGUCUGCUUGAGACAAUUUCAAAAAAGGCAAACGCAGUGCCAAGAGAGAUACCAUUUACAAUUAGCAGAAACAUUUUCAAAGAGAGACACUUUCAACAAUUAGCAGAGACACUUUCAGAAAGACAACAAUUUUACUCUCAACAAUCAAAGACGGAUUCAUUAAGGAGAUACAAACCCAGUAAGAACACAGCAACAACACAUAUAUACAUGCUUCCAUUCAGGUGUAUGCCAAGAUUGACAGAUUGUGCAGAAUUAAAAAUGACAAGAUGAUAUUUAUACCCAGGAUAUUACUGCUUUUGGCCCUACUGGUGCUGGUAUCUGCUAUUCCUCCUAAAUCAGGUAAAAGACAGACAUAUCAGGGCCAUGCACGCUGGUCUGUCUGGAGUCGAUGCAGCGUUACAUGUGGACCCGGGGUAAAAUCACGGGUGAAGCACUGCAAGCGAAUGAUAUCAGGAAAGCCAUCAUUUGACCCGACCCAUUGCAAGAGACCAGUGACACAGACCAAAGUUUGUGACAUUGUGGACUGCCCCGAUGGCCGCAAGACCCGAGAGGUCCAAUGUGAAAGAUAUAAUGGCAAGCUCACCAAGUCUGGGACAUCAGAUGCAAGCCAGCAGAUCAGAACAUGGGAACCAGUCAUAAUGCGAAAGUCUGAGUGUCAGUUAUUAUGUAGAGCAACUGGACACCGGUUCUAUGCUAAGCUUGCUGACAAAGUUGAUGAUGGGACACCCUGCACAGAUGGAGUCUGCUUCAAAGGAGUCUGUACAAGAGUUGGCUGUGACAAGGUUGUUGGUGGGAAGAAAGUUCGGGAUGAAUGUGGUAUUUGUGGUGGAAAUGGUGGAAAAUGUCAGACCAUCUCGGGAAUAUAUGCAAACCCAAGACUGAAACAUGGCUACAAUGAGAUUGUUAAAAUACCUAAAGGGGCAUGUAGUAUUAAUAUUACAGAGGUCAGGCCCAGUGAGAAUUAUUUGGCUUUAAAGCCACUCAAAGGCACUAAGUUCAUCUUCAAUGGCCAUUGGACUGUAGGAGGCUCCGGGAAUUUUCCAGCUGCCGGAACUACUUUCAAAUACACACGCUCCAAUGCGACACAUGGUGAACGCAUUAUUGCUGAUGGGCCACUGAACCAAACAAUAUCUCUACAAGUGCUGUUCAUGAAAAGCAACCCUGGGAUCAUCUACGCAUUCAGCAUCAAGAAAGACAAGAUGGCCCUUGUCAUGGAUGUUAUGAAAGACAUGGCAAAGUCCUCAUCAAAGCACCAUGGCAACCACAAUGCCCGACUACGCCAUCGGCAGAACAUUAAAAAGAAGACUUUGAAUACAAAGCAUAUUCCCCAUCAAGGCACCAAGUUAAAUAGCUUGAGUCAAAAUCAACAGAAUUAUGAGAGUAUUCGAAAGGGAACUCGAUAUACACACAAUCUUGCGCAAUCUAAGCCAGAUUUAAAAACAUUAAACACUGAUAGAUUAGAUAGUACCAAACAACAGGGACAGUCCUCAUUUUAUGGUCGAGCCAAGGGGUCUCAAGGAGUGCAACCUCCACGUUAUGGUCAAGCUAAGGGGUCUCAAGGAGUGCAACCUCCACGUUAUGGUCAAGCUAAGGGGUCACAAGGAGUGCAACCUCCGCGUUAUGGUCAAGCUAAUGGCCCCACACAUCCACAAAGUGCAAAUGUGAACCCUCGAUAUAGCAGUUACUAUGGUGAGAAGCCAUAUGAUAGAACAUUGAGUUCAACUGAUGACAUUGCAAGAAUGUUACAGUUACAUAAGUCUAACCAUGGCCUUGACCCAGCAAUUGGUUUCGCUCAGGGCCCUCAUACUAACAGCCGAAGGCUCAAUGGACAAGUGCCUUCAAAUAAUGGUGAUUCUCCUUUGUUUAAUGGUCAGUUGCCAGGGAGACAAGACAGUCAUACAUCCAUGAGAAAUAGUCAUAGAACACCUUUGAGAAAUCAUCAGGUGCCCUUAACUAAUGGCCAAACACCCUUGUCAAAUGGCCAAGUCCCUUUAAGAAACAGUCAAGUGUCCGCAAAGAAACAAAUAAGUUACACAUAUGGCUACAAUUCCCGAACAGGCCAAUAUGAGAAAAUUCCAACUAACAAUGAAUUUAUUCCCAACAAUAGGGGCAUUAACACAAACAAUCCACAGGCAGCUAAUAGGCAAAAUGAGAAGAGGUUGCCUAUCGCAGGAGAAAGGUUAGAUGACACAGAGAAUCAGGAUGAAGUAUACACUGUGAAAUAUGAUAGGGAAGGGAGAGAGUAUGAGCCUGGUGGUAUUCAAUAUGGGCACCACCAUUUUGUUGAUAAACAAGACUCAAGGUAUCAGCAACACAAUAGAAGAUCACAAUCCAACACAAGAUUACAACAGAAUACCAGGUUACAACAUAACGACAGAUUUCCUCAUAAUACUAGAUCCCAACAACACAAUACUAGAUCCCAACCACACAAUACAAGAUCCCAACCACACAAUGCUAGAUCCCAAACACCUGUUUCUGACCCAUUCAGUCAGUACAGACAGAACCCACACAGACAGAGUUCUAACUCUCAACAAGUACGGAAACCUUAUACUAACUACAGACGUCCAGCUAAGGAGGUUAAUAGGAAUCCACACCCUGUAGGAAACCCAUUGAAGUCCCAACUGAGGAUAACAGACUUAAGUCCUAAAUAUAGGGAAGAACCAAAACAGCCUGGGGGUCAAUACGAGCCUGAUGGAUACUACCACCUGAAGAAGGACCAGACAAGUCACAACACAGCAGGGGGUCAAAGGAUUCAGCACAAGCCACGUCCUGUGGGCCCUGUUCCUUUAAUUGACCCCAACUACCAGGGUUAUCUCACCCAGGGGCAGAGUCUGGGAGAACCCAGGGGAGAGGGUCACUAUGAUGGUCUAAAAGAGCCACCCAUCAAACCUGAGAAUGUGAACCCAUUACAAGCAAGGUAUGACCCCAAUUACAUCAUGGGACCUGCACCUCUAGUGGGAGGGAGUGUGAAUGAUGAAAGGCAAUUAUCAAAUGAGGUCACAUAUUCCUGGAAGAUCAAUGGAUUUUCUGAGUGUUCCAAGACUUGUGGAGGGGGAGUACAAGAGACUUUGAUAGUUUGUGUACCAAAUCUAGGAUCAGGUAUAGUUACAGUGACAGAGGACAAUUGUGACGUAGAUACAAAGCCUACCAAACAGAAAGUGGAGUGCAAGAACAACCCAUGCCCACCUGGAUGGGAGACCAGUCCAUGGUCAACUUGUAGCACAACAUGUGGAAAGGGACAAAAGACAAGGACUGUGGAAUGUAAACAGAAUAUUAACAAUGGCCUUCACCUGUUGGUGUCUGCCAGAGAGUGCCUUAAUGAACCAAAACCAGCCACAUCAACAAUGUGUGAGACAACAGUAUGUUUCAGAUGGCACACUGGAUCUUGGGGCGCAUGUUCUAGUGAGUGUGGCAGAGGAAAGAGAGUGAGAGAUGUGAGGUGUCUGAAUGGUUUCAACCAGACUGUAGACGACAAAAAUUGUGAACAUCAUAAACCUCGCAGUGAAGAUAAAUGCGAUGCUGGCCCCUGUAUCAAUAACUGGUACUACACAGACUGGUCAGAUCAGUGUUCCAGUGACUGUGGCCACGGUAUCUACACCAGGAAGGUGUUCUGCAAUAGUGACAGCUCUCAUAAGUGUGCUAGCAGUAAGAAACCAGUAACAUCAAAGGCCUGCAAGCAUGAUAAACAAUGUGGAGCACAGUGGUUUACAUCUGAGUGGAGCAAGUGCACUGGGUGUGGAUCAGGAAUCAAGACACGUGCAGUGAUGUGUAUGAGACAGAUAGGUCGUUCCUGGGUGUCAGCCAAUGAUCGCUUCUGCUCCCAGAAGGUUAAGCCAAUCAGUGAACACAAGUGUGAAAGCAACACAUGUGAGGCGGAGUGGUACCUCACUGACUGGUCUGAGUGCAGUAAGACUUGUGGAACUGGGGAAAAAAUGAGGAAUGCCAUGUGUUUGGAUAGGUACCAGCGGCCCAGUGGAAGAUGUCUCAUAAAGGAUAAACCAAUCAUUAGAACAGAAUGCAACACUUAUAUAUGUCCAACUGAGAAACCAGAUCCAGAGUGUUCUGAUGCUUUACCAAACUGCCGCAUAGUUGUACAGGCACGACUUUGCCGGUUCCACCACUACAAGAAAAAUUGUUGCAGAUCGUGUAAAGGACAUUAACCUGAUAGAUGGAGUCACCCAUACAUGAGAACAGUGCAACUAGUCAUAGAAAGAACUUUCUUCGAAAAUGGAUUGUAUCGGUCAAGUUUGGUAAUAAAUGAAAUAAACGUAAGAGAGAUGAUGCAUAUAAAAAACUGAUGUACAGUAAAACCUG